AUGAUUAUCGGUUCUCUCAAGUCUUUCUCAUCACCACCUACUAGAAGUGGCCGCCUCCUUGUUGGCACUCUUCUCUUAUUGUUAUUGUUCUCUCUUGUGAUCUCUUGCUCUGCAAAACGAGAUGUUUCUGUUCGUCAUCGUCGAGGUGGUGGACUCGAGUUGAUUGUGAAUGUCAAUGUGAAUGGUAAGAGGUCUUCCCCAUUCUCUUCAUCAAAAUCAGCUGAAGAAAGUACUCCAGCAACAAAUUCUCAACAAGAAGAAUCCUCUUUCGUGAGUUCAUCCGAAGAGUCGAACAAACAAGAAAUUACUCCUCAAGAAAAUACUUCCCAAGAAAUUCCUUUGGACAAAACCACACAAGAAAUUGCUUCUCAAGUUCAUGACGUUGUUUCGAAAAAGAUGGCCACAGAAGUUGCUGAAAACUUGUUGAAAUUUGCUGGUGAAGUGAAAAAGAUCUACGACGCCAUUCCAAAUUCAGGACUCACCCAAGAACAACAAGAAUUUAAAACUCAACUUCUUGCCAUGAUUCGUGACUUCACCAGCAAAGCUUCGAAUCCAAGUGCUGAAUUUAUGGUUUCUUCUCUCAAAUAUUUGAAUGCUGCAAAGAAACUAAGUCCACCUUCUGUCAAUUUAGAAACCAAUGAUGACAACAAGAAGGAAGCCAAAACAUUAUUCAUUCUUCCAGCAAUUGGAAUUGUCAGUGAUGUCAUGAACUUUGUGGAUGGCAUUGGUACUUAUUCGAGUUCCAUUUCCAAAGAAGGAAAGUGGUUGGAGGAUCUAGCUUCAGAGAAAUUGCAAAAGUGGGGAUUCCAGAGAGCUGCCAAUGCUGCAAAAAGUAUUGGAACAAGUAUUUCUAAUUUUUCUGAAAAAAAGUUGGGACGUAUUGAGGAAAGGGUGGCCAAGAAGAUUGCUCCAUUUGUUAAAUCCAAAUCAUACCUCGCUUUAAAGAGAAGUAUUAACUUGGUGGCUAGUGAGACUGGUCUUCAUGGAGUGGCUAAAUCGAUUGGUAGUUUGAUUCCAGCAAAACUUCCAAGAAAUUUCAAAGAAUUGAAGUCUACCUUGACCAACAUAACCAAACUCGUCAAGGACCGAAGAGCUAUCAUGCAAGGCAUUCGAAAUGCUGCGAAAGGGUUGAAGACUUCCUUAAUUUCCAAACUUCGCACUGCUCGCUCCACACGUAGUGCCAUUAGAGAUGUGAAAUCUGGAAUGGAAUUGUUAAAGAGAAAGAGAAGUUCUCAAAGAAGACGACAACAACGUAGUGCUGCAGUUCGUGGUAGUGGCACUUCUUCCAGUCGUCGACAAGGAAAUUCCUCGAAUCGAAGAGUCAACAGAAGACAAGCCAAAGGAAAUAAUAGAAAUGGCGCUCGUUCAAAUGGAAGAAGAUUGCCCACUUCACGACAACGUUCGACAUCAUCCUCUUCCAAUGGUAGAAGUAGUGGCAUGAGGCGUUCAUCAUCCAACAAUAGAAGUAGCAACAAUAGACGAAGAAGUAGUUCAUCUCCAAAAAGAGGAUAA
Messenger RNA from Naegleria fowleri, 1512 nucleotides. RefSeq lists its product as uncharacterized. Lineage: Eukaryota; Heterolobosea; Eutetramitea; Acrasida; Naegleriidae. Bases 1 to 1512 code for a protein of 503 amino acids. The transcript is spliced from 3 exons. The record is from RefSeq and is a predicted model, not a curated record.